AUGUCUGUCAGCACCUACUCCCUCCCGGCGCUUCCAUACGCCUAUGAUGCUUUGGAGCCCAGCAUCUCUGCCCAGAUCAUGGAGCUACACCACUCCAAGCACCACCAAGCCUACGUCACCAACCUCAACAACGCCAUCAAGACCUACGCCUCUGCCGUCGCAUCCAAUGACAUCGCCGGCCAGAUUGCCCUCCAGGCUGCCAUCAAGUUCAACGGCGGCGGCCACAUCAACCACUCCCUCUUCUGGGAGAACCUAGCCCCUUCCUCCUCUCCCGAUGCCGACCCCAGCAGCGCUCCGAUCCUCGUCGCUGAGAUCAACAAAGUCUGGGGAAGUCUGGAUGGCUUCAAGGCCGCCUUUACCAAGACCCUUCUGGGCCUGCAGGGCAGCGGAUGGGGCUGGCUCGUCAAGGACGCACAGGGAUUACGCAUCGUGUCCACCAAGGACCAGGAUCCCAUCGUGGGUGGCGAGGUGCCCAUUUUCGGCGUUGACAUGUGGGAACACGCCUACUACCUCCAGUACCUUAACGGAAAGGCUGCUUACGUAGAGAACAUCUGGAAAGUUAUCAACUGGAAGACAGCAGAGACUCGCUUCCAGGGAGGGGCAGCUGAUGCCUUCAAGGUCCUCAAGGCAUCCAUUUAA
Clonostachys rhizophaga is the source of this 639-nucleotide messenger RNA. NCBI's taxonomy places the organism in Eukaryota, Fungi, Ascomycota, Sordariomycetes, Hypocreales, Bionectriaceae. The record is from the annotation of a GenBank genome assembly.